AUGCUAAUUGACACAGGGUCAGCUGUAACCCUUAUUUCAAAAGAAAUUUUUGAUCUGGUCGGUUUUAGUGAACAUCAGUUAGAAAAAGUUACAAAUGAACUUAAAACCGCCGACGGAGAACCGUUACAAGUUUAUGGGAAGACCGAAGUUGAGUUGUCAUUAGAAAAUAAAUCAUUUAUCACACCAGUUAUUGUUGCUGAAUUGGGAGGACUCUCUGGAAUCCUUGGGCUAGACUUUUUGUCUAAAAAUGAAGUUUUAUUUGAUGUGGGGAAGGGAAUUUUAAUAUUUUCAGAUUUCAAAGUAAAACUUGAAAGUGAACACAGUUUAGGAUGUGCACGAGUUUAUCUCGCAGAUGACAUAACCAUUUCUGGUCAGUCAGAAAAAUUUGUAGAGGGUAGUAUAGGAAAUUCAAAAUUUAUGAGUUCAGAGGGUGUCGUUGAACCUAACACUGGUGGUGACCUAAAUCAAGGAAUAUUAAUUCCAAAAUCAAUUGUAAAUAUCAGGGAGGGUAAAUUCGUUUUCUCCAUCCUCAAUACAAAUUCUGAGUCUAUAGAACUCAAGAAAAAUACGCCUGUUGCGACAAUUCAAGGUUUCUCAAAUUUUGUUGAAUGUGAUUUCAAUGGAAACAAAAUGACAAAAGUUGACACUAAUGAAAUACAGACCAGUGAGGUACCUGAUCAUUUAAAAGUUAUGCUUGAGAAUAUCUCAACUGAGCUCACCGUUGACGAAAAAAAUAAGUUAGCCUCGGUUUUAUACCGAUAUAUUGACGUGUUCGAGAGUUCAGAUGGAAAGUUUGGUCGUACUAGCAAAGUCACUCAUACAAUAGAUACUGGUAAUAAUAAACCAAUCAAAUUACCCUUUAGCUCAGCGAGAAAUAGCUGA
Messenger RNA from Saccostrea cuccullata (small rock oyster), 882 nucleotides. RefSeq lists its product as uncharacterized. The transcript has a single exon. Gene Ontology annotation, molecular function: aspartic-type endopeptidase activity. The coding region runs from base 1 to 882 and encodes 293 amino acids. NCBI's taxonomy places the organism in Eukaryota, Metazoa, Mollusca, Bivalvia, Ostreida, Ostreidae. The record is from RefSeq and is a predicted model, not a curated record. Gene Ontology annotation, biological process: proteolysis.